Molecule: messenger RNA, 987 nt
Organism: Cyclocybe aegerita
Lineage: Eukaryota; Fungi; Basidiomycota; Agaricomycetes; Agaricales; Hemipholiotaceae
Source: the annotation of a GenBank genome assembly
AUGGCACCUUCGACUACGGACGUGCUCCUGACGGACCUACAUGUCUCAUACGUUCAGAAACUGGGCCAGAACAAGGAUGACCUGACGUACCAUCUCACCUCCCAUCUGCGGCUCAACGCCAUCUACUGGGGGUUCACAGCCGUGUGCAUCCUGGGCCGCCCUGAUGCGUUGGACAGAGACGAGAUGAUCGCCUUCGUGAUGAGCUGCUGGGACGAAGAGGCAGGUGCUUUCGGGGCGCACCCGGACCAUGACGCCCACCUACUCUCCACGCUGAGUGCGAUCCAGAUUCUCGUCAUGCAGGACGCGUUGGAUCGCCUGGACGUCGAUCGGGUCGUGAAAUUCAUCCUGUCGUUGCAGCAGCCAUCGGGUGUCUUUGCCGGCGACAAGUGGGGCGAAGUGGACACUCGGUUCCUAUACUGCGCCGUAAACGCGUUAUCGCUCCUCGGUCGGCUGGAUCUACUCGAUAAAGAGAAGACGGUGGGCUACAUCGAGCGGUGUCGGAAUUACGACGGAGGAUUCGGGAACAGCAUUGGUGCGGAGAGCCACUCGGCCCAAGUGUUUGUGUGCGUGGCAGCACUCGCGAUCCUUGAUAGACUCGACGUGGUGGACGUCGACACCCUUGCUUGGUGGCUAUCAGAACGGCAGCUGCCCAAUGGAGGAUUGAACGGACGACCGGAGAAGCUUGAGGAUGUGUGCUACAGCUUCUGGGUGCUGUCUGCGCUGUCGAUCAUCAACAAGGUCCCAUGGAUCGAUGCCGAGAAGCUGAGCUCGUUCAUUCUGUCUGCCCAGGAUCCUGAAAGCGGCGGAAUUGCUGACAGGCCUGGGGACAUGGUGGAUGUUUUCCACACGCUGUUUGGCGUUGCCGGUCUGUCCAUUCUCGGUUACCCAGGUCUGGUUGAUUUGGAUCCUGUGUACUGCAUGCCUGCCAACGUCAUCGAAACAAGGGGUCUCCGAAAGAACUGGCAGGCACUUCCCAGGAGACAAUAA